Molecule: messenger RNA, 4559 nt
Organism: Oryctolagus cuniculus (rabbit)
Lineage: Eukaryota; Metazoa; Chordata; Mammalia; Lagomorpha; Leporidae
Gene: CNGA2
Product: cyclic nucleotide gated channel subunit alpha 2
Biological process (GO): monoatomic cation transmembrane transport
Cellular component (GO): intracellular cyclic nucleotide activated cation channel complex; plasma membrane
Molecular function (GO): intracellularly cGMP-activated cation channel activity; intracellularly cAMP-activated cation channel activity; cGMP binding
Source: RefSeq, a predicted model, not a curated record
GAUGGAGUUCUGGAAAGGGUACCCCAAUGCAGUCUACUCAGUGCGAGACCCGUCGCAGAGCUCAGACGCCAUCUCUCACGGUUCCUGCUCCAGCUAACCCAGGCCAGGGAAAGGCCACCGAUCCUGAGCUUGCAGAAAUGGGACCUCUCCCUGCUUUGCCACUUGUUAAUUCUUGGGCCCUCUGCUAGUACCUGCAUCUCCUUUGAAACUCUGAAGGAUGGAGUCCACAUGCCUCCGACCAGCUACAUGAGGGGAUCCAGGAGCCAGAACAAUUCUCACAGGCAAAGGUUCUGACGUGUACAAAGGGACUUCAGAAUCUUCACAGAAAAUGCAAUUCAAUGUUUCCACUCCUUUUUAUUCACAAACAAAUGGUGAAAGUACUGGUCAUACAUGGAGGAUGACUGAAAAAUCCAAUGGUGUGAAGAGUUCCCCAGCUAAUAAUCACAACAAUCAUGUACCCGCUACCAUCAAAGCCAACGGCAAAGAUGAAAGCAGGACCAGAAGCAGGCCACAGUCUGCAGCUGAUGAUGACACCUCCUCAGAACUACAGAGGCUGGCAGAGAUGGAUGCCCCACAGCAGCGAAGGGGUGGCUUCCGCAGGAUCGUUCGCCUGGUGGGGGUCAUCAGACAGUGGGCGAACAGGAACUUCCGAGAGGAGGAGGCCAGGCCUGAUUCGUUCCUUGAGCGAUUCCGUGGACCAGAGCUCCAGACUGUGACGACACAGCAGGGAGAUGGCAAAGGCGACAAGGACGGCGACGGCAAGGGCACCAAGAAAAAAUUUGAACUAUUUGUCUUGGACCCAGCUGGGGACUGGUACUACCGCUGGCUGUUCGUCAUUGCCAUGCCUGUGCUAUACAACUGGUGUCUGCUGGUGGCCAGAGCCUGUUUCAGUGACUUGCAGAGAGGCUACUUCCUGGUGUGGCUGGUGCUGGACUACUUCUCAGAUGUGGUCUACAUUGCGGAUCUUUUCAUCCGAUUGCGCACAGGUUUCUUGGAGCAGGGGCUGCUAGUGAAAGAUCCCAAGAAAUUGCGAGACAACUACAUCCACACCCUACAGUUCAAGCUAGAUGUGGCUUCCAUCAUUCCCACAGACCUGAUCUAUUUUGCUGUGGGAAUCCACAACCCCGAGCUGCGCUUCAAUCGUCUGCUACAUUUUGCCCGCAUGUUUGAGUUCUUUGAUCGCACUGAAACACGUACCAGUUACCCCAACAUCUUCCGCAUCAGCAACCUAGUCCUCUACAUUUUGGUCAUCAUCCACUGGAAUGCCUGUAUCUACUAUGCAAUCUCCAAGUCCAUUGGCUUUGGGGUUGAUACCUGGGUUUACCCCAAUAUCACUGACCCUGAAUAUGGAUACCUAGCUAGGGAGUAUAUCUAUUGUCUUUACUGGUCCACACUGACCCUCACCACCAUUGGGGAGACACCACCCCCUGUAAAAGAUGAGGAGUACCUAUUUGUUAUCUUUGACUUCCUGAUUGGUGUCCUCAUCUUUGCCACCAUCGUGGGAAAUGUGGGCUCUAUGAUUUCCAAUAUGAAUGCCACCAGGGCAGAAUUCCAGGCCAAAAUUGAUGCUGUCAAGCACUACAUGCAGUUCCGCAAAGUCAGCAAGGAAAUGGAAGCCAAGGUCAUUAAGUGGUUUGACUACCUGUGGACCAAUAAGAAGACUGUAGAUGAGCGGGAAGUCCUCAAGAACCUACCAGCCAAGCUCAGGGCUGAGAUAGCUAUAAAUGUUCACCUGUCCACACUCAAGAAAGUACGCAUCUUCCAGGACUGUGAGGCUGGCCUGCUGGUGGAGCUGGUGCUGAAGCUCCGUCCUCAGGUCUUCAGCCCGGGGGAUUACAUUUGCCGCAAGGGGGACAUUGGCAAGGAGAUGUACAUAAUCAAGGAAGGCAAGUUGGCAGUGGUGGCUGAUGAUGGUGUGACUCAGUAUGCCCUGCUCUCGGCUGGGAGUUGCUUUGGCGAGAUUAGCAUCCUUAACAUUAAAGGCAGCAAAAUGGGCAAUCGACGCACAGCCAAUAUUCGGAGUCUGGGCUACUCAGAUCUCUUCUGCUUGUCCAAGGAUGACCUCAUGGAAGCUGUGACUGAGUAUCCUGACGCCAAGAAGGUCUUGGAGGAGAGGGGUAGGGAGAUCUUAAUGAAGGAGGGGCUGCUGGAUGAGAAUGAGGUGGCAGCCAGCAUGGAGGUAGAUGUGCAAGAGAAGCUAAAGCAGCUGGAGACCAACAUGGAGACCUUGUACACUCGCUUUGGACGCCUGCUGGCAGAGUACACGGGGGCCCAGCAGAAACUCAAGCAGCGCAUCACGGUUCUGGAGGUCAAGAUGAAACAGAACACUGAGGAUGAUUAUUUGUCAGAUGGAAUGAACAGUCCUGAGCCAGCUGCUGCUGAGCAGCCAUAAAGGCUUCUCCAGCCUUGGCCUUGACCCUAAGAGCUAGAAGAGCCAUAUAGAUCUCAAGAUUUGUAUGCGUUGCUAUCAUGCCCACUUGAAUUCUCCCAGAAGCCUCUCUAAUCCUGGGUUUUUGAUCUAAACAUCCUGAAAAUCUCUCCAGAUUUAGCUGAUAGCCAAGCUUGUGGACAGACAUGUUGGCUGGGCUUCCAGGAGCUUCAGCAUGACCCAUUUGAAGAAGGAAGAGGGGAGAGCUAAACUGGCCUCUAGGGGUCUAUCCUGGAUCUGGAAGGCUGGAUACUGAUCUUCUCUGAAGGACUCUAUCUGCAGAACAGUGUGCACCCUGCUGCAAGACUUCCCUGUCUCUGGCUGCUUUGCAUCUAGCCACUCCCCACUUGGUUCUGGUCCAUACUUUUUUAAACAUGUGUUUUGAACACCCCCAUUUAUCCUGAACAUACAUGUAGUUUAAACAUUGGCUUCAGGUUUUGAACUCUGGUACCCAGGCAGGUAAAAUGGUAUGACGGUGGUGGAGGAGAGGGUAGAAGGGUGUUUCCUCAAGUCUGUCUGUUUCUGUUAGACAGUGUAGCCCCUGCCCUGGUGAUUGUCAGGCUCCUGGCUUCUGGUCCAUUCCAGGACAGUGAGUGAGGAGUCAGACAACAGGCAGUUGUCCAGCAGGCAGUGCCACCUGUACAAGGUGGUCAGCAAAUGUGUCUAUCACCCUCUAUGCAGAGUAUUUCUGAGGAGGUCCUGAUGGUUCGUGGUAGGUAGGAGACUCUUUUGGUUAACAUCUGCACUAGAGACACAAGUUAAUAAAAUCCAUUCAAAGUAUUUGUGGUUAUUGCUCAACUCUGCAAUUCAUAUUCUCUCCCCCUCUCUGUCAACUCCUCUCUUUUCUUCACAUUUAUCUUCUCCUCUAAACAGGACUGUUUCUUGCUGGAAUGCUCUGGCAUCUUCCCCUGCCUGCCUAAACAUUAAUAGUUCUUUAGUACUUAGCUCAGGCCACUUGACUGCACCAGCUCCUGAAUAGGCAGUCAGUUCCCUCUUCUAUAGGUUUCCACAGAGCUCAAGAGCCUCUCUGUACUUGCUCUUAUCAUAUUUUGGGCUUGGUUUUGAUGAUUUUCUUUUCUGUCUAGACUGUGGGUCCUUUGAGGGCAAGGCUAAGAAAGUUUCCCUCAUUGCUCUGUCUGCAGCCUCAGUGGCAUGUUUGACACAGAGGGGAUCAUUCAGAGUAGUUAUUCACUAGGGGAGUAGGCAAACACAUGCAUGAGUGAAUGAGAGGAUGAAUGAGUGAGAGAGCCCAACUGACCAAAAUGCCCAUACUUCCACCUGCCAACAUCUGUGUGUUCACAACAUCAGCUCUGUCUGGGUAUUUGGAGAGGCCCUCCUGGAGAAUCAGGUGUCUGAGCUGGGUGUUAUGGGAUGAUCAGGAGCCUAAAGGGCAAGUGCUGAUCAGCAGGGAAGAUCUAGGUACAAAAUCUGUUGCUUUCAUGUUCAGCUAUACUAUUUGCUUACUUAUUUUGCUAAAAUACAUGCAUAAUUUGUACAGUUAAGUAAUGUUAAGUACAUUCAUGAUGAUGUGAAACCAUUCUACAAAACGUUUUUGUCUUGCAAAAUUGAAACUAUACUGUUGAACAAAUUUCCACUCCUCUUGCCCCAGCUCCUGGCAUCAAUCAUUUUACUCUCUGUCUCUAUGAAUUGGACAACUCUAAGGAUCUCAUAUGAGUGGACUCAUACAGCAUCCGUCCUUUAUGUCUGUCUUAUUUGACUGCAUAUACCAUUUCACAAGUUUGUCCAUGUUGUGGCAUGUGUCAGAAGUCACUUCCCUUUUUUCCCUUUUUUUUAAACUUUUAUUUAAUGAAUAUAAAUUUCCAAAGUACAGCUUAUAGAUUACAAUGGCUUCCCCCCCCAUAACGUCCCUCCCACCUGCAACCCUCCCCUUUCUCACUCGCUCUCCCCUUCCAUUCACAUCAAGAUUUUUAAGGUUGAAUAAUAUUACUGUAUUACUACAUUUUUCUUAUUCAUAUAUGUAUGGAUGAAUGUUGUUUCCCUCAUUUGGGUCUUGUGAAUAUUUCCUACUAUCAAGAUAGGUAUACAAAUAUCUCUGAGACACUGUUUUAGUUCUUUUAGGUAUAGACCCAUAAUUGGAAUUACUGGGCAAUAUGGUAAUUCUAUUUUUAAG